CGAAGUGUGCACGUUGGGUUACAUACUUGUUGUCGAGUUAAUUUCUUGUUGCUUCAAGGAAUUUGCUCAUAGACCGUCUCCAGUCUGCCGUGUUUGCUUUCGCUAUCUUUCAUUUUAUCAAAAAUACCUUCUUGUCUUCAUAGUUCCGAUUAGUCGAGAAGACCUGAUUGUGCAUCCAGUGUGCAUACUGACAGAAAAUCCGCUGUUCCUGUUACUGGCCGCAGUCGUGGGUUAUAGAAGCCUUAAUAUUUCGUCACUACCAGGAAAGCAGUAGCAGCUGACGGACGACGUUCCUGCUAAUUCGACUGUUCCCCCACCUGACGUUCCUGCUAGCAACUAAUUUCGCGUCGACGCUUGCGUGAAGUUGCCGUUAGUAACCGCGCCCGAUGGACGCCAGUUCUAUUGCAGCGAUGGAUAAGGACGCUCUCAAGAAGCAGAUCGAAAAUAUGAAAUACCAGGCGUCGAUGGAGCGCUGGCCAUUGUCGAAGAGCAUCGCCGCGAUGCGCGAAUAUGUCGAAGAGAACGAAAAAAACGAUCCACUAAUUCACGCCCCGGACAAGAAAAACAACCCUUGGGCCGAAAAGGGAAAGUGUACAGUCAUGUAGAAUUUCGAUUCUGCAUGUUUCAAGUCAAAGUUCAUUCCUGUUAUGUAUUUAAUUUACAUAUAAUUAUUGUUGUUCUCCGCUGCAACUUUUUAUUCUCCACCCGCUUCUCUUUCGCAUAUCGGUUGUAUACCGCGUGUCCCGUUACUCGGACAUGACGAUUAAAAAUUUAAAUAUAUGAGAAAAAAAAACUUGCAAAAACAAUUUACUUACUUAAAAAAAUAAAAUAUAUACGAAGAACAAUCAUAGCUGUACAACGUCGAGGAUUGAGAUUAUUAUCUGACACCCCUUUUUAUUAGGGCUUAUUUAUGGUAGUGGACAUAGUACAUGUUGUAUAAUGCGGAAACUUACUCAAUUUUUGAUAACUUAUUAAAAUAUAAAUUAUGUGUUACUAGUCAUAGGAUUUUUUAUCGAAGAAAAGUUGUGAUUGAAUACGAUUUGAAAAUAUGAAUAUCUACGAAACGAUUUGGGAUUUAUUUUCGACAUUUAACUAUAGAAAAUACCUUUCUUUAUUAAUUAGUUUUUUCUUUUGUUGGUUUAGGUAGAUAGUCAUUUUGUUGUUGCUUAGGAAUAGUUAAAAAAAAUACAAUAAAAUGCGUUUAUCUUUCCAGUCUCGCAAAUUUUAACGAAAAGUUCAGACGUUUGGAUAAGAAUUUUUUUAAAGCGAUUUUAACUUUGACCUUUUAAUAAUGAGGUCUUGUAGAACCACACUAUAUCGGCUUGUUGCCUUAGCUGAAAUUUUCAUUUCAUGGUUGACAAGGUUUACGCUAUUCAUAGCUGCAUCGUAGUAGUUUGAGAACCUUUUCUAUCUUUUAUAUCCUUUCAAUCGAUAUGUAUAAAUAGGGAUAAUAAUAUAAAUAUUAGUUAUACACAGGAUUAUAUAAAAAUGAAAUAAAUAACCAACAUCAUCGGAACUUUUGCGAUUUUACGUAUCUAUACCUUACAUAAGGUGUUUACCUGUAGAUAUACUUCUACCUAUUAAUAAGUAUAUUAAAUAAUAAUCCUUUUUAAUUAUAUUAGAUAUGUAACUUAUUGAGCAUACUAUAGCCUAGUAAUUAUGAAAAAUAUUUAAUUAUUUUACCUCUAAUAGAAUUUACGUAGAGUAACAUAGAGUAAACAGGAAACUAGAAGUCGAUAUUUUCAGGAUAUGCAGCGAUAAGGUUUAAAAUAUCGAAAUCACUUGUCCAUUUCCUUCCUUUAGUAAUGUUUGUUAC
Agrilus planipennis (emerald ash borer) is the source of this 1816-nucleotide messenger RNA. RefSeq names its product guanine nucleotide-binding protein subunit gamma-e (gene Ggamma30A). Gene Ontology annotation, cellular component: heterotrimeric G-protein complex. Bases 387 to 605 code for a protein of 72 amino acids. Gene Ontology annotation, biological process: phospholipase C-activating G protein-coupled receptor signaling pathway; sensory perception of taste. NCBI's taxonomy places the organism in Eukaryota, Metazoa, Arthropoda, Insecta, Coleoptera, Buprestidae. The record is from RefSeq and is a predicted model, not a curated record. Gene Ontology annotation, molecular function: G-protein beta-subunit binding. The transcript is spliced from 3 exons.